This is a messenger RNA of Paramecium pentaurelia, 3113 nucleotides long. Lineage: Eukaryota; Ciliophora; Oligohymenophorea; Peniculida; Parameciidae. The record is from the annotation of a GenBank genome assembly.
AUGCUAAACAACUGUUAUACUCUUCGUCACAGCCCUGUAUUCAGAAAUCCAAAAUCAAAUAUCGCAGUUCAGUAAUUAACUACACUAAUUAAUGAAACUGCAGGCAGAUUGUCUCCACUUUAACCUCAAGUCAAAAAGAUAAUUGGAAUCAAAAAAAAUUCAUCAACAGAUCACCAAUUGCCACUAUGUGAAGUACCCUUUCAAACCAACUUUUUUGCUUAACAUGAAAAUGACCUUUCAUAUUCCAACAGAAGCAAUAUUUAAACAAACAGAUAAUUUAGUAGAAAUUAAAGAACAUAAAGUGUUUAUACAGGUAAUAAAGAAAACUUUGUGAGAAGCCCAACUAGAAGUCCAUUUUCUAAACCAGUUAUUCAAAAGGAUUGUUACACUCCAAUCUAUAAAAGGAGUCCGAUCUAAAGAGUAUAAUCUCCAGGAAUAAUAGCUGGCAUAAGGCAAACUAAUCAGAAAGGGUUUGGAUCCAUUAGUCCCUUGAGAAUACAACAAAAGCCUAAUUUAAGAGAACCUUUGUCAGAAAUGGUGGAUAAUUUGAAACAAAAUAUUUUGAGAGACAUUUAAGAAGUCACAAAAAAAUAUUCAAAUACUAUUAUAUAAGUCAACUAAUUGCCAGAAAGAAUCAAAUAAGAACAUAGAGAAGUCAAGUACGAUGAUAUUAAGGCAUAAGAAUUUAAAAAAUAAAAAUAUCUCGAACAUUAGGCACUAUUAUUAUAACAAUAAUUGGAAUUGAUCAAAUAAUAAUAGUAAAAGCUAGUGGUUCAAAAUAAACAAAGUUUCUGUUCAUAAGAAAAUCUUAUCAAUGCAACAUUAGACUAAAACAAACAUUUUUAAUAAAGAUAACAUGACCUAACUUUCUUGAAAUCUUUAGAAAACUAAAACAGAUCACAAUCAUUUGUUGAUUAAUAAAGCAAUUUUUAAAGUCUUAGAUAAGAUCAAACUCAAAAAAUUAAAUAAAUUUAAGAAAUUAAAAAAUUUACUUAUGACCCUUAAUAUUAGUUAUAAGUUGCUUAAUAGUAAGUAGAAGAAAGGACACCCUUGUAAAAUAUUAGUAAGUAUAAUUAAUAAAUUGAUUAUUUACAGAGAUUGAAUAAUAAGAUAGAAUCAAUUUAGAAAUACCAACAUUAAGUACCUGAGUAAAAGAAUGAUGAAUUUUAUAAGACUAAAAAGUAAUUAGACCAAUAAGUUGCUAAUACUAUAGAUAUGAAUUAAGAAAAACAAAGUUGUAAUUAGUUCUAAUCUCCAACUAAUUAUAAUUAAGAAAAAUAAUAUCCAGUGUUUAAUACAACAAGAAAUGGUUAUUCUCCGAUUGGAAAUAGAGAAUUACUAAUAGCUAACAAAGAAUCAACUAUUAAUAUGUUAAAUAAUAAUAAACAAAUGUUGUCAACUUUAAAUUCUUAAAAUGAAUUGUAAAAGUUGAAGAAUUUGCAAUUAGAAUUGAUGUAGAAUAAACCAUUAUUUGAAUAACCAAAAUAAUCAAAAAUUGAAUUUAAUUUUAACAAAUCCUAAGAAACAGGAGAAGCAAAAAUUGAGAAAAAUUAUUUUAAUUCUUUUGCAUAAACUCAACAAUUUUAAAUUGAAAAGACUAGCAAGUAAGAGAUGAGUUAAGAGAAUAAUUAAGAAAAUUUUAAUUUUAAUAAAACAAAAAUCACUGUUAGCAAUCCAUAAUAAUAAUAAAAAUAAUAAUUUUAGCCAUAAUAAUCAAAAUAUAUUUAACUUUAAAACCAAUAAGAAAAAUUCUCGGCAUAUUAAGAUAUAAGUAAAUAAAUAACAUAGCAAAAAUUACCUGCUUACUUGAAAGGGGCUGAUGAAACAGAUGAUGAUGUUAAUAAUUAAAUAACUAUAAGUAAUUUAUCAUCAAUUAUUCCUGCUGAGAUAUCUGCAAAUUAAAAUAAAAAAAUAAAUGUUUCAUUUGAAAGCAGCAUUGAAUAAUAAUAAUUUGAUUAUUUAAAAGGAUCAGAUUGCAGAAAUACUUUUGGACCAUUAUAAUUAGAAACUAUAUUAAAAUCCCCAAAAAAUAAUCAUUAAGUUAUACCAGAAAGGAAUUCUCCUUGCUAACCUGAAUUUGAUUUAAAUAGUUCAAGACAAUAAAAAUAGAAUCAUAAUAAUUAUUAAGAAAUAACAUAUGAUAAUGAAUAAGAAAAUUAACUUAAUAGUAGUAGAUAAUGUAUAAAUAAUAAUUAAAGCUUAAAGAAAUAAACUAGACUAAAAAACGAUGAAGUAACAAAGGAAGUCAACGUUAUUGAAUAAAUAGAAACUAUGGGAAAGAUAGUGAAAUCUUAAUCUUAGUCUCAAUCUUAAUCUAGGUAGUCAAGAGAUUCUAAGUCACUAGAAAAUUCAUAAAAAAAUAGUAAACUUUAAAAUAGUGGUUCAACUUACAAAACAAAAAGUCCCUAAAAUAAUAGCACUGCUAAAUAAUUGUAAGUAUAUAGUCCUUUGGGAACGAAAAAUUCAAUUUUAGUUUAGCCAUUUUAAAAAGAAAGUCCUAGUAAUAGAACUAUUACAAAAGAAAGUGAAAAAAAUAAAAAUUAAAUUAAAUCUUAGUAAAGCAUUUUAGAAAAUAAAAAUUGCGAUAAAAUAUCAUCUGGUUAAAGUUAAAGAUAUAGUGAUUACAAAGAUGAAGUAAAUAAAGUUGAUAAAGAUAAACAAGAACAAGAUUAUUCAUCAAAUAAUUCAUCAAGGUACGAAUAAAUGUUAUAAAAUUUCUAAAAUAUUAAAAAUCAGUCUAGAAUAGAAUUCUAAUAAGAAAAUCAAACAUUUAAAUAGUCUAUGUAAGUAAAUGAAUGUGAACACAUUAGUGAUUUUGUUAUUUUUAGUGAUAAAUAAAAUGAGAACUAAUUAGAAAUAGUUAAAAAGAAAACUGUAACUUUUAAUGAAUAAUUGAUUCAACAAUCUCCUUUAGAAAAAGAAAAACUCUAAGGUGGAACUAAUUUCUGUGAUUUUAUGAAGAUUAAGGCUUUGGAUAUUCUCUCAUCAGACUCUAUCCCAACAAUUUCUUAAGAUGCAUUCACUUUGACUUAAUUAUAGCCGAAAGGAGGAAUAAGUAAUAUUUAAUUAUAUUUCAAGGCUUUUUAUAAUACAAGCAAUAGUUAGAAAAUUGA